AUGGAUGUCAGUGCCUGCAUGUGUCCAACCAGCUUCCCCUCGCCAGCGUCAGCCCUGACUUGCUUCCCCAAGGGACCACUGACGCCGCAACCCUGCCCGAGAACUUGCAACCCGGCACCUCCCAGUUCCCCCGUGACCCCGCGAGCACAGCUGAAUACAUGCUACUCGGGCUGUGUGGAUGAGAAUGACAAUUGCAAUGGCUGCUACGUCUGGUUCCACAGUCUCUGUGGGUGUAUUCACGAUUUCCAAUCUCCGCAUGGAACAACGUGUAUUUCGUCUGCUUCGCCCCCGAAUCCCCCGAUUACACCGGGUCAGCCUUGGAAUCCGGUUUGGAUGGUUCUCUCGCUUGGAGAUCUCAUCACGACCACGGAGCUGAUCCCUGGGAUUCUGUCCUUGGGCUCGGCCGUCGAUCCAGACGGUGGUUUCCGGCUUGGUCAGGAUACCCUGCGGAACACAUUCCCAGGGCAGAAGUAUAACCGGCUGACUGGGACGCUGGCCAUGAACAGUGUUGCUACUCGGUCGGAAGAACAGGUUCAUAUUCACCUGUGCUUUUCUCAGUUCAGUGGGGUGCGUGGCAUCCUGGAUGGCUUGACUCGGACUAAUUACUUCAAUCUGGCCUGGGUGGAUUUGUCCAAUAUCCACAAACCUGAUGCUCCUUAUAUGUAUUGUCGGGCUUCUUCGAAUCAGGGUCAGGAUAUCAAUGUGUCCCGGGCGAUCUCGGAUUAUCUUGAUUACUUGACUGCUCAAUUUGGGCCGGAUAAUUGUGCUCAGUAUACUGUCGGUGCUGGCGUGAUCACCGACAGCCAGGAUUAUUCUUGGGCCUGUGUUACUGUUGGAAGUCGAGCUGCUGAGACGAUCUUCUGCUAUGACUGA
This is a messenger RNA of Penicillium nucicola, 873 nucleotides long. RefSeq lists its product as uncharacterized. The transcript has a single exon. The coding region runs from base 1 to 873 and encodes 290 amino acids. Lineage: Eukaryota; Fungi; Ascomycota; Eurotiomycetes; Eurotiales; Aspergillaceae. The record is from RefSeq and is a predicted model, not a curated record.